CCAACGUAGGCGUUGCUAGUCUCGAGUUCGACCCAGUUUGAAAGUGAACCAACGGAUGUAGUCGUUGCUUCAUUUCCAAACAACAACAACGGCAACAAAAAGAACCCGACAUCCUAGAUCCGAACCCUGUCCGGAGCCUGCUUCAGCCUGUAGCCAGGUAUCCUGACGAUGUCUCUCUCAGGCCACCAGUAUGAUGCGUAAAGAUGUCAACAAGCCGAAGGGGAAGACGUCGGCAUACGCCUUUUUUGUCCAGACGUGUCGAGAGGAGCACCGGAAGAAAAACCCAGAACAAUCUGUCAACUUUGCCGAGUUCUCCAAGAAGUGCUCUGAGAGAUGGAAGGCUCUGUCUCCCAGUGACAAGAAGUGUUUUGAGGACAUGGCCAAGGCCGACAAGGUCCGCUACAACAGGGAGAUGAGAGACUACAUCCCACCCAAGGGCUUCGGAAAGAGGGGCCGCAAGAGGAAAGACCCCAACGCACCCAAAAGACCCCCGUCUGCAUUCUUUGUGUUCUGCAGCGAGUACCGUCCCAGCGUGAAGCAGCAGUAUCCUGGUCUGUCUAUAGGAGACUGUGCCAAGAAACUGGGAGAGAUGUGGAGCAAACUGUCCCAGUCGGAGAAACAGCCGUACGAGGAGAAGGCCCAGAAGCUGCGAGAGAAAUACGACCGGGACAUGGUGGCGUACCGCGGUGGUGGCACAUACGCCAGGAACCCCGGCUCUUCAGCUCAGGGAGGAGAGGAGGAGGAGGAUGAUGAAGGGGAGGACGAAGACGAGGAUGAGGAGGAUGACGAGUAGAGACGUAGAGUUGCAGCUGGAUAAGAGAGAGACUGUGUGAGAGAGAGAGAGACAAGUAGGUGUGUGUGUGUGUGUGUGUUUCAGAGACGGUGGAGGUGAGUGUCUGACAGCUGAUUGGACAGGAGCAGGCAGGGGGUGGAGCUUAGCAAGCAGAUGAGUUGAGGUUUGAAACAGACUGAAGAACAAAGUAAAGGUUCCACCUGUGAGUGUCCUGAGAUGUCCUGCUGCAGCCGGUUUAAGAGACAGAAGAAGAAGGACAGGGCGACUCAGCCUCCCCGAGAACACGCAGUGAAAGCAAGAUGUGAGCAGCGUGUCCUCUUUGAAGUCAUCAGAACAGUUGUCUGUCAGCAGGACAGUGGCUGGACAGUGUCUUUACCAGGUCAGACAACAAGUGUAGGGAUAAAUUCUAGUUUUCAUGUAAGUUCAUUGAGAAGAAAAGGCAUUUUUAUGUAGCCUAUGGAUUAGAUCCC
This is a messenger RNA of Monopterus albus (swamp eel), 1263 nucleotides long. RefSeq names its product high mobility group protein B2-like. Gene Ontology annotation, biological process: regulation of transcription by RNA polymerase II. The coding region runs from base 191 to 793 and encodes 200 amino acids. NCBI's taxonomy places the organism in Eukaryota, Metazoa, Chordata, Actinopteri, Synbranchiformes, Synbranchidae. The record is from RefSeq and is a predicted model, not a curated record. The transcript is spliced from 5 exons.